This is a messenger RNA of Suillus subaureus, 402 nucleotides long. RefSeq lists its product as uncharacterized. The transcript has 2 exons. Lineage: Eukaryota; Fungi; Basidiomycota; Agaricomycetes; Boletales; Suillaceae. The coding region runs from base 1 to 402 and encodes 133 amino acids. The record is from RefSeq and is a predicted model, not a curated record.
AUGCCUUCGGCUCCCAAAUGGACAAGUGGCCCAUUCAGCAUGGAAGGAAACACUAUGGCCUCUGGAAAAAAAACACACAUGUCUCAAAAUGUUAAGGGUCCACUGGCAGCAUGGCGAUUCAGGACCAUUGCACUUGUUUCAUUAUAUUCAGCACCUGACAGACAGCUUCUUGAAUUGUCACACUGGACAGUUUGGUCUUGCACAUAUCAAGGUGAAGCUGGCCUUCAUGUUGUAGAUGUCACCAAUAUCCAGGCCAUCAUUGCAGUUAUUCCUCACCAGCCUACUUUACCAUCUGGAGUAACCAAGGACCAUGUCUUUGUUGUUGAAAAGACUGGGCUCGAUGUAUCGUAUACUGGAGUAUUUGCCAAAGAGGAUGAUAAUGAUGGUGAACAAGAUGAAUAG